AUGGCUGGGCCUAUCGGGUCCCUGAGAGAGAGCUUUUUGGUCAGGAGCAAAGAGAGACUUCUCCCGCAGAAGAAUUGUUCCGACCUGGGCUCAGAUGAUUCAUAUAUCGUAGUAUACGAGGGCUGCCUCCGUCGGAUUUUCCGAAUCGCCGGGGAGACGGUUUCGAGGUGGUGGCGAGAUUUGAAGGUAACGGCGGUCAGUGCCUACGAGAUGGGGAGAUCGGACCCGAGAAAAGUGGUGUUUGCGGCUAAAAUGGGGACUGCUCUGUCUCUGGUCUCGGUAUUGAUUUUUUUCAAGGAGCCCACGACUUACAUCACCAAGCACUCCAUAUGGGCUAUUCUCACCGUGGUAGUCGUCUUCGAGUUCAGCAUAGGUGCCACGCUAAGCAAAGGGUGUAAUCGAGCGUUGGGAACCUUUUCUGCCGGAGCACUAGCUUUGGGAAUUGCUGAAUGUUCAAAAGUUGCUGGAGAGCUGCAAGAAAUCGUGGUCGUGAUCAGCAUUUUCAUUGCAGGUUUCUUGGCUAGUUACUUGAAGUUGCACCCAGCCAUGAAGCAGUACGAGUAUGGAUUUCGGGUGUUUUUGCUGACAUUUUGUAUCGUGCUGGUAUCUGGAGCCUCCGAUUUCGUUCAAACGGCAAUUUCUAGAUUGGUGCUAAUUGCGGUGGGUGCUGGUGUUUGUUUGCUCAUGAAUGUAUGUAUCUUCCCUAUUUGGGCUGGCGAGGAUUUGCAUAAGCUGGUUGUCAAGAAUUUUAAAGGGGUUGCCACAUCUUUGGAAGGUUGUAUCAGUAUGUACUUGUCGAGCACGGAGUACACCAGGAUACCAUCAAAAAUUCUUAUCUACCAGGCUUCAGAUGACCCCCUUUAUAAGGGAUAUAGAGCUGCAGUGGAAGCCUCUAGCCAAGAGGAGACGUUGUUGGGUUUUGCUGUAUGGGAACCACCUCAUGGCCGUUACAAAAUGUUCAAUUAUCCAUGGGGUGAGUAUGUUAAAGUCAGUGGAGCCUUGAGGCAUUGUGCUUUCAUGAUCAUGGCUAUGCAUGGGAGUAUACUUUCAGAAAUUCAGGCGUCACCUGAACUAAGGCAGGUAUUCAAGAAUGAAAUCCAAAGAGUGGGCACUGAGGGGGCCAAAAUCCUGCGCCUGCUUGGCGAAAAAGUUGAGAAAAUGGAAAAACUGAACACAGGCGACAUCCUUCUCGAUGUACACGAUGCGGCCGAGAAUCUUCAGCUGGUGAUUGACCAAAAAUCGUACCUUCUGGUCAAUGCCGAGAGCUGGGGGCAUAAUGGGCUUCGGUCUGAACCUUUUGUGGAGCCCGAACAACUUCACGACUUUGGGGAUGGUGAUAGCAGGAGGCCGCCGCACCUGAUAAAAUCGCUCAGUGAGUCUAAUGAGCAGCAGCAGCCGAAACAGACCUUUCGUAAUUUUUCGCAAAAGACCAACAGGAGCACAAGCCUCUCUCUCUCCAGGUGGGGGGACUCUGUUUCUGGUGUGGACUUGUUCAGACAGCAGACCAUGUGGCCCUCACGCCUGUCCUUUAUUGGGGACGCCAUUCUUAAUGAACGUGAGGUGAGGACUUACGAGAGCGCCAGUGCUUUGUCCCUAGCGACUUUUACUUCAUUGUUGAUUGAGUUUGUGGCUAGGCUUCAGAAUCUAGUUGACUCGUUUGAGGAGAUGAGUAAGAAGGCUAGGUUCUUGGAGCCUAUCGAUUCGGGCGAUAUACGGACUGAUGCGGGCUUCUUUGGCCGGCUGCUAAAAUGCGUCUGGCGCAGGGACUGA
Molecule: messenger RNA, 1770 nt
Organism: Striga hermonthica
Lineage: Eukaryota; Viridiplantae; Streptophyta; Magnoliopsida; Lamiales; Orobanchaceae
Source: the annotation of a GenBank genome assembly